Messenger RNA from Condylostylus longicornis, 4698 nucleotides. RefSeq lists its product as uncharacterized. Bases 140 to 4489 code for a protein of 1449 amino acids. The transcript has 11 exons. Gene Ontology annotation, biological process: termination of RNA polymerase II transcription. Lineage: Eukaryota; Metazoa; Arthropoda; Insecta; Diptera; Dolichopodidae. Gene Ontology annotation, cellular component: nuclear body. The record is from RefSeq and is a predicted model, not a curated record. Gene Ontology annotation, molecular function: protein binding; transcription termination site sequence-specific DNA binding; helicase activity.
GUGUUGAAAAUUGAAGUAACAUAAAAUCAAAAACAAACUUGUAGUGUCAAAAAUUGUAUGGGUGUGUAAUUGUGUUGUGACAUUAGCGGGAAUCUCUUAUUUCAAAAUAUAUUUUGAAAUAUUUUGUUAGUUUAAAAGGAUGAAGUCUAAUUUUUAUUUGGAAAGAUUAGGAAUUAGGUAUUCUGUGCGAUUGAAUGAAGGAGUUAAUAUUGUAGGUAGAGUUCCAAAUGCAACUGUUAAAAUAUCUGGACCAUUUGGAUCGAGAAAUCAUUGUAGUGUUAUGGUAGAUGGCGAAAAUAUUCGUUUAGAAGAUUUCUCUUCAAACGGAACUUUUGUGAAUGAAAUUGAAUAUAAAGGUUCGUCAACCGUCAUAAGAGAAAAUGAUAAAAUUGGUAUUGGAGUUCAUAGUAUAGACGAAUUCUUACAAGAUUGUAUAUAUCAUGUAUAUAGAUUGAAGAAAAUAAGAAUGGAAACAUUUGCUGUUGAAGAUGUUGCAGAAAAAGAUGAUGAUGAUUCAGUAGUUGUAAUCUCUGAGGAUGAAUCGAUUGAACCAGAUACAAUAGAAGAUAAAAAAAAUACAUCUGUAGAAAAAAAUAGUGAAGGACAAAGUAAUAUAGUUUUUGUUAAACCAAAAAAAAUAUCUAUCAAGAACAUAGAAGAACCAAGUAAUUCGAGCAAGCAAGCAUAUAUUAACCAGAUAGACAUUGUCAGUAACAAAAACUCGGAAAAUGAUAAAAUAGUUUCUACUGCGAGGCUAAACCAGAAUCGAAAAAUUGAUAAUAGCAGAGAAGUAUCUAAAACAUUAAGUAAUAAUAUUUGCUGUUUCUCUGGUAAAACAACACACAACGGAGUCAGCAGAAAAGUCGUUGAAAAAAUGGAGAUAGUAGAAAAACCAAAUGAAUUACAAAGUGGAGGACUCAUAUCAGAUAAACAAACGAGUGAUGAAGGAAAAGAAGCAGAUUGCAAUUUUCUUGAGUUUCAAUCCGAUGAACUUUCGCAAGCAGUGUGGGAUGAAAUUAAACAAGAAAUAGCUGAGUUAGAUAUAACAGAAAUAGAGGGCAAUGAAAACUUACAAAAUAUUGACAAUAAUUUUUAUACAAAGGACGUUUUGGACCUCACGUUAGAUGACGAUGCUUUAAAAAAUGAAAUGGAUGAAGAAUUAGACCCCACAACACGAAAAUGGUUCAUGAAACUGUCUCAAAACUUUGACGAAACUUAUGAAAAGAAAUCGAAUUCAACUCUUUUAAAAAUUGCUUCAGAUGAAGACGAAAUUAUUUCCAACGGAGAAACGAUGAUAAAUCAAACUUCGGAAGGAUUUUCAAUGCAAAAUGACAAAAAUCAGAACAGAACUUCCAUGGAAACCAAUAGGAUAGAAAAAAAUGACGAUUCAAAUUUCGUGAAAGUUGAUGUCGGCCCAGCAGAGAUAAAUAAAAAGAAAAACAAUGUCCCUAUUAUAGAUGCUCCGUCACUUCCUUUAAAAAGAGGCAAAAACAGAGGUGUAUCAGCAGAUUUAAUUUCGUUAACAACCACAAAAAAAGCAGUACAUAUUAUUACAUCUCCAUUAAAUAAAGAGUCUCCUAAGAAGAGUCUACGAACUCACUAUUCUCGAACAGACAAUCAAAGUUUAAAAUUACAGAAAAAAUGGCUCGAAAAACCAAAUGCUAUAAGAGAAAAGAAUAAAAAAAUUCAGAUAAGGGAUAAGCGAAAGGAGAAACUUAAAGAAUUAGCGGAGAAAAAGAAAUCAGAAGAUAACUUAGAAAAACCUAGGGAAAAACGCAAGCACUCUAUUUCCAUUGAUAACCUCGAUGAUGAAGAAAAGGAAAAAGUUGUUAAAAAAGCAAAGGUGAAAGUAACAGAUAAAAAUCGAGGAUCAUUUUUAACCGAUUUGGCAAGUACUUCCACGUCAAAAAUACUCAACAGAAGGAAAAGUAGUGAACCUUCUACCAGUAAGGAAACUCUUUUCUCUAAUGUUCUUUCUUCUGCCGAUAGAAACCUAAGGAAAUCAGUUGAUAUAAAUAAUCAAAAUCGAAAUAAAAAAACAAGAAGCAUGAACCGUAUUAAUACCGCUCCUAAUACUCACCAUAGUGCUAGGUUAGAAAAUAAUCACAAAUCAAAUGUACAGCUAAAAAAAAAUCUGAAGUCAUGCAUAAAAUCGAAUGAUAAGAAACAUUUGAAAAACAGCCCCAAUAGAAAAGUAAAAUUUAAUCUUGAGCCUACCGUAUACACAUUUUAUGUUGACACAACAACUGAAGAAAAUGUUGAUCAAAUAUCUGUUAAAGAAACUAAUAAAAGAAUGUUAGAUUUGUCACACUUUGAAAACAGAAAACGCAUGUGGCAACUAAAAUAUCCAAGAUCUGCAGUAUCUAAUACGGAUCAUAUUUUGUCUGAAAUCCUUUCAUGGAAACCUGAAUGGUUUGAUGUCAGAGAAAAAGCGAAUGUCAAUGGCACAUCUCUCUUAUGCCCUAUGAUUCACUCUUUUAAAACAUUAGAAGAUUACCAAAAAAUAGUUUUCCCCUUGAUGAAAUUAGAGUUAUGGGAGAGAUUAUUAAAAGACAGGAAAUCUCAUGAAACUAAAACUAUACAAUUGAAUUUAGUAAAAUUUGAGAUUAUAGAACAAACUUCAGUAAAAAGAAUUAUUUGUCACUGCGAAUACACCAGUGCAUUACCUUUUAACAAACCUUUAUUUUAUUCAAACGAAUUAGUUUUUGUUGAAGUAUUAAACAAGGAAAAUAUUUUUGGUCAUGUAAUAACAAAUCGUGUUUUAAAUCCAAAUUCAACUACAGUCCUAAAGACAUACGGUGUGAAAAUUGAGAGCAAUUACAAUUCAAAUUUUUUAACUGAAAUAAGAAACGCUAAAGUGAUAAAAGUACAAAAAUUGUCAGUGAUUGCAACAGAACUUGGUGCAUUUGAAGCCGUAAAAAAUUUGGCUUACUCUCCUUUACUGCAGAAAAUUUUAAGUCCUCAAACUUUAAUGCAGAACACCGAUAUUCAUACACAAAGUGAAUUAAAACUGUAUAAAUAUAAUGGUUAUGACCAGUUAAACGACAGCCAAAAAAAUAUUUUAAUGGAGACCUACUUACGUACAAUUGACCCCUCGAGAGACACUGUAACACUUAUUGAAGGGCCUCCUGGAACUGGAAAAUCAAGAUUAAUUACAAAUUUGAUUUUGCAGCUACAAUAUGGACUUGAGUUACGUCAUCUGGAUCGAAAAAUAUUAGUUUGCGCACAAAGCAAUGUCGCUGUAGAUGUUAUAACGCAAAAAUUAAUAAGGAUUCGAAAAAAAAUGGACAGCAAAAAGUUCCGUUUAGUGAGAUAUGGCGUUUUAGAUAAAAUGCAUAUGGAAGUAAGACCAUAUUCUCUAACAGAGCUCAUAAAAUUGCAAAGAAGAUCCAUAAAACAAACUCCAAAAAUGACUGCGUUGAUGGAUGAGAAACAAUUAUUAGAAGAAAAAGUUAAAAGGUUGGAGAAUAGAAGAAGGUCUAACAGCCGAGAUGAUAAUGAUUUAGAAAAGGCCAAAAAAGAUUUGAGUCAAAUAAACAAUUUGUUAAGUGAAAGUUAUAAUGAAAUUGAUAGAAAUUUAGAAUAUAAGUUCUUAGCUAACGCAAAUAUAGUUUGCACAACUCUUUCAAGCUGUGUCAGACUUUUGAGGUAUUGCAACUAUUUCGACGUAUGUAUUAUAGAUGAAGCUACACAGUGCAAUGAGCCUUGGACCUUGGUUCCCUUACAAUUCGGUAUUAAUUCAUUGAUUUUAAUAGGUGACACUCAGCAAUUGCCUGCCACAACAUUAUCUUAUCUAAGUAAAGCAUACAACUUCGGAAAAUCUUAUUUUACCCGUGCUAAAGAAGUGAUAGGAAUGGAAAAUCGCUUUAUAAUGAGUUUAAAGAUUCAGUAUCGCAUGCAUCCCGAAAUUUGCAAAUGGCCUAAUUCAUAUUUUUAUAGAAAUCGUUUAAUGAACGAUGAUAUUACUACAAGUUUUACACCAAUACUUAAGCCAUAUACAAUAAUUGAAUUAAAUUUUAAUCAAAACAAGAGUUCAACAAAUGGAAUAGAAAAUUGUUCAGAAGCAGAUUUUAUUGUUAAAUUAGUUCAGGGAUUGGUUGAGCUUAUGCCAGUACAGAAAUUCUCCUACGGUAUAAUUACUCCUUAUAAUUUACAUUGCCAUAAUUUGCGCGAAAAAAUAAGAAAAGAAAAACUUGACAUUGAGGUUAAUACAAUAGAUUCAUAUCAAGGAAAAGAAAAAGAUGUUAUUAUUAUUUCGAAUGCUAGAACGCAGGGAAUUGGGUUUUUAAAUGAAAUUUGCCGUUUGAAUGUUGCAUUAACAAGAGCGAAAAAGUGUCUCAUAUUAUGCGGUAACUUUCAACAUUUAAGUGACAUAAAUGUGUGGAAAUCGCUUAUAUCAGAUGCAAAAAAAAGAAAACUAUACUAUGAGCCUGACCAAAGUGACAUAAAAAAUUUCAACAACAAAAUUUUAAAAUAUUUAAAACUCUGAUUACCUGUUAACUAUUAAGUACCUUCUGUAUAUGUAUAUGAUUUUUUUUAUUUAGUAGUACUAUAUCAAUUUAAGUAAUUGUCAUUUAGACUUGUUAAAAUAAUAUUAAAUUUUUAUACCGAAAAUUUCAUCUUAAUUAUAGUAAAGUUGUUUAAGUAGGUUUAAGCUCUUUCUUAACAUAACUCAUUAAUUGUUACACAUUAUUAAAA